This is a messenger RNA of Danio aesculapii, 1505 nucleotides long. It is a transcript of the gene slc25a38a, whose product is annotated as solute carrier family 25 member 38a. The coding region runs from base 211 to 1074 and encodes 287 amino acids. The record is from RefSeq and is a predicted model, not a curated record. Gene Ontology annotation, molecular function: glycine transmembrane transporter activity. Gene Ontology annotation, biological process: glycine import into mitochondrion. Gene Ontology annotation, cellular component: mitochondrion; mitochondrial inner membrane. Lineage: Eukaryota; Metazoa; Chordata; Actinopteri; Cypriniformes; Danionidae. The transcript has 8 exons.
GCCAGCACUGCUUUAAUACAGAAGCCACUAGUUUCACCUGGCCUAUUUCUCUUCAGUGCUAACAUUUCAAGUAAUUAGGAAAGUUCCCAACAUUUCACAUUUUGGAUCAUUUAUCGACAAGCCCAUUUUCUGACAGGAUUCACAGGUCAUAUAUUGAAGAGGAGAAGCUGAGCUGCCCUGAAGCACGACCCUCUGAUCAUCUGAAACAUCAUGGAGUACUCUCUGGCUCAUCCGGCGGUGAAGGCCUUCAUGUGUGGUUCUCUGAGCGGGACGUGCUCCACGCUGCUCUUCCAGCCGCUGGACCUGGUGAAAACACGCCUGCAGACCCAACAAAGCGGCGUCCAGCCUGGGUCAGCCCGGGUCGGGAUGGUCACAGUGUUUGUAAAUGUGCUGCGGACGGAGAAGCUGCUCGGGCUGUGGAGAGGCGUCUCACCGUCGUUCGUGCGCUGUAUUCCAGGAGUCGGGAUCUACUUCAGCACCUAUUUCACUCUGAAGCAGCAUUUCUUCUCCAGCGGGGGCCCGGGGCCCUUGCAGGCGGUGCUGCUGGGAGCCGGGGCCAGAUGUGUGGCAGGAGUUUUCAUGCUGCCCGUCACCGUCAUCAAAACACGCUUCGAGAGUGGCCGCUACAGGUACAGCGGUGUGUUUGGAGCGCUGCGGUCGGUAUGUCGGACGGAAGGACCGAAAGCUCUGUUCUCAGGUCUGACGGCCACACUGCUCAGAGACGCUCCGUUCUCCGGCAUAUACGUCAUGAUCUACAGCCAGACCAAACACCUGCUGCCUCCAGAGAUCAGCCAGUCGUCUUACGCACCGAUGGCCAACUUCAGCUGCGGGAUUCUGGCUGGUGUUCUGGCCUCAGUUUUGACCCAGCCGGCUGAUGUGGUCAAAACUCAUGUUCAAGUGAGUCCAGACGUCUUCAGCAGGACAUCAGAUGUGGUGCGCUACAUUUACAAGGAGCAUGGUUUGGCGGGUUUUUUCCGCGGCGCGGUUCCUCGCUCUCUCCGGAGAACCAUGAUGGCGGCAAUGGCGUGGACCGUGUAUGAGCAGCUCAUGGCUCAGAUGGGGCUCAAAUCUUGAAAACCACCGCAGCACAUCAUCACACACACUGAAUGAGAUGUUUAUACUGGAUGUUCAGCGGUUUACAAGACCGUCCGGUGAGGUCCUCGCCUGGGAGGAUCAUGUGGGCGGGAAACACCGACAGCGUGAGCGCGCGAACUGCUGCGACCGGCGGGAAUCAACAGGCGGCUUUGAUUCUCUCUGUCGAAAUGAAUUGUCCUGUAACAUUGAUGCUGAGGCUUUAAAUGCACUUUAAUGUCUCCGCUGUGGUUUUAUGAGUAGCUAAAUAACACUGAUAGUAUUUAUGUAUGCGCUAUUAAAAGUGUAUUGUCUAAGGUGUUUGUUGACAGAAUUGAGAUAUUAGUCAUGUUUGCUUUGUAUUAUUAUUGUAAUAUUUGUAUGGUUGGCAGGUUAACAUGUAUUUAAAACAAAUAAAAUAAUUAAAUGAGGAA